Molecule: messenger RNA, 4185 nt
Organism: Betta splendens (Siamese fighting fish)
Lineage: Eukaryota; Metazoa; Chordata; Actinopteri; Anabantiformes; Osphronemidae
Gene: snrka
Product: SNF related kinase a
Exons: 8
Coding region: 350-2869 (839 amino acids)
Biological process (GO): protein phosphorylation; intracellular signal transduction; microtubule cytoskeleton organization
Cellular component (GO): cytoplasm
Molecular function (GO): ATP binding; tau-protein kinase activity; protein serine/threonine kinase activity
Source: RefSeq, a predicted model, not a curated record
AUGCAACACUGCCCUACCGCCUCGGCUGGGAGGUUACAGCGGUCCCGAGCAACGAUGCUAUGCCACUUUUUACGGAGGAGCUAUGGGGCUAGACGUCUUCUGAGUACAGGUGUCAACCUUGAAGAGGUUGUACCACUAUCAUCCUUUAGUAUAGUUUGCUUCAGGGAGCACCGAAAAGGACCCAUGACAUCCGGGGAACACCGGGCGCAGGGCUUUAUGUUUAUCGAGAGGAACCAGGAGCCAUGGGUUUCCCCCUUCGAUGAACUAAACUAAGCUGGACUCGCACAUCUCCAAGAAUAAGCCCCUACCUGCGGCGGGGGCUUCCUUCUUUCCAUCGACGUCUCCAGCUAUGGCAGGCUUUAAACGGGGCUAUGAUGGCAAGAUUGCGGGCUUGUACGAUCUAGACAAGACACUGGGUCGAGGCCAUUUUGCUGUUGUCAAACUGGCCCGCCAUGUCUUCACUGGGGAGCAAGUGGCAGUAAAAGUGAUUGACAAGACUAAGCUUGACACGGCAGCUACCGGCCACCUUUUUCAGGAAGUGCGCUGCAUGAAGUUGGUCCAGCAUCCCAACAUUGUGCGUCUGUAUGAAGUGAUAGACACUCAGACUAAACUUUACCUUAUCUUGGAGCUUGGUGAUGGAGGCGAUAUGUUUGACUACAUCAUGAAACAUGAGGAGGGUCUUAAUGAAGAAUUGGCUAAAAAGUAUUUUGCCCAGAUUGUCCAUGCUAUUUCCUACUGCCAUCAACUGCAUGUGGUGCACAGAGACCUCAAGCCAGAGAAUGUGGUAUUUUUUGAAAAACAAGGACUGGUCAAACUGACCGACUUUGGAUUCAGUAACAAGUUUCAACCAGGAAAAAAGCUGACUACCAGUUGUGGAUCUCUGGCAUACUCUGCACCAGAAAUACUUCUGGGUGAUGAGUAUGAUGCUCCAGCUGUAGAUAUUUGGAGUCUUGGUGUGAUCUUGUUCAUGUUGGUGUGUGGCCAACCACCCUUUCAGGAGGCCAACGACAGUGAAACUCUUACCAUGAUCAUGGACUGUAAAUACACCGUUCCAGCCCAUGUGUCCAGUGUCUGCAAAGAUCUGAUAGACCGUAUGCUUCAGAGGGACCCCAAGCAGCGAGCUUCCCUGGAGGAAAUUGAGAGCCAUGCCUGGCUGCAGGGGGUAGACCCAUCUCCAGCCACCAAAUACAACACUCCCCUGGUUUCUCACAAGAACCUGUCUGAGGAAGAACACAAUAACAUCAUCCAGCGCAUGGUGAUGGGAGACAUUGCCGACCGAGAAGCCAUAGUGGAAGCCCUGGAGACCAAUAAAUACAACCACAUCACAGCCACAUACUACUUAAUAGCAGAGAGGAUUUUGAGGGAAAAGCAGGAGAAGGAAGUCCAGACCCGGUCGUCUAGCCCCAGCAACAUCAAGGCGCACUUCAGGCAGUCAUGGCCCUCUAGAGUGGACAUGCAUCAGGAUUUGGAAGACAGCUUGGCAGCUUCCUCCAUCUCUCAUGCUGGAGGCCCUCAGUCUCCGGCCCGCAGUGCUGAGAACCUUCUCAACGGACACCGCUCCAAAGGUGGAAUGGAGCUGAGCAGACGAGAAGAGAUGGUGACAGACUUAACAGGGCCACCAGAUCAGGGAGCCUGUGCUGCUUCCUUAGCCUCUGACUUUGGUUCCGGCUCUGGGGCCAUCAGCACAUUGUACUCAACAGCUGCCAAGCAGCACACCUGUUUGUUCAGGGUGGAGGAGGAUGAAGAGGAGGAAGAAGAGCAGGACCCCUCUCCUCUCCCAACCCAGGUGAUCCUACGCCAUAAGCCUCCUUCCAUCACCAACCGCCUCACUUCCAGGAAGAGUGCCCCAGUCCUUAACCAGAUCUUUGAGGAAGCGGGGGAGUCAGAUGAUGACUUUGACAUGGAUGAAGGCCUGCCCCCUAAACUCAGCCGUCUCAAAAUGAAAAUGGUAGGGAACACCACCAGCCUGAGCUCUGGGGCUGGCUCCACCUCGUCCCCGGGAUCCACACAAAAGCGUUACCAUCGGCGAAAGAGCCAGGGAAGGGGCUCGUCGUGUUCCAGCUCAGAGACGAGUGACGACGAUUCAGAAAGUCAUCGUAGACGUCUGGACAAAGACUCUGGCUUUACUUAUGGCUGGAACAGAAGGGACAGCAGUGAGGGCCCACCUGGUAGUUCAGGGGGCAAUGGAGGAGGCAGCAGCUCAGGCCAAGGGAAGCCCCCUGGAGAGGGAGGCACCUCUGGCCCAGACAAGGGGAGUCCUCCAGGUGGUGGAGGGAAUGAAGGUGGAGGGGGCAGGGACAAUGGGGGAAGUGGGGGAGGAGGUGGUGAUAAGGGACAAGACAGCCCCUCCAGCUGUUGUAACAACUCCAUGAGCUCUCAGUCUAGGCCAUCCCGCACAGUAGGCUGCAGCACAGAGCUGGUGGAAAGUCUAAAGCUCAUGAGUCUCUGCCUUAGCUCCCAGCUGCAGGACAUCCGUGCGGGCCAGGGGGUACGAGAAGCUGGACAAAGAGGCAGCAAGUUCUUUAUUGACCCCUGCAAGCUUUCUGAAAGGAGUGCGAAAAAGGUCCAGGAAAGGUCCAGCUGGAGAAUGUGCAUUGGCUCCAAUAGGAGCCUGGACACCAUCACUCUUCCCACCACCACCCUGCCUCGGAACUAUAACCACCGCAAAACCACAUCGCACCCCCCCCCCAAACUUUACCCUGGGCCGGGGGCCAGAGAUUCUCACAGCAGCCUGAGCACGUUGAAAAACGGCGUGCUUCAACUACCUCUGUGUGAGAAAACCAUCUCUGUCAACAUCCAGCGGGGUGGGGACUCCAGGGACGGCCUGCUCUGUACCUCAGCUCCGGCCAGCUGCUGCCAGGUCAUUUAACUCCCACCUCCACACACAGACAAAAAGAAAACCUGGACAUUGCUCCACCUUCUGCUGCGCACACUGUUAAAACUUAUCAUGUUUUCUCUUUCAUUUGUUGUUUGUUUGUUUGUUGUUGGAAGGUUUGUCUUAAUGGUAGCUACAUAAUGGGAAGUCCACCAGAGAUGAUCCUCAGCAGAUUUACUUAAUGCCAGUAAACAUUUUUGAAUUAAACAUAUUUGGGUUUAUUCCCUUUCACACAACCCCAAUACUGUGCUGUACUGAGAGUGAAAACCAAGCACUUUUACACAACCUUUGUCUGUCAACACACCAUACAACACAUCUGACAUUUAGUUUCUCUGAACCACUGAUCACAUAGCAGCUAUACCUGUAGACAGGUGUUUGUUCUAAGUCUCAAUGCUGCAGUCAGACAAUCUACGUUGCUUUUAUUAGUGUAUAUGGUAAAACCAUUUUUACAUUGUCAAAACUCUUUAAAUUUAAAAUUCAAAUUGGAAAGCAAGAAAAGAUUAUGCUGUAGCAGCAGGUGUUUCUGCUAACCAUAUAUUUAAAUAUGGGCUAUUAUUUUUCUAUUCAUGACAUUGUGUUGCUGUAUCAGGGUAGUUUGCUCUGAUUUGACCUCUGCCUCUUUUUUCUUUGUCACCUAGAGUUUCCUCAUGUCCUGAGAAUGUAUAUACAAGUAUGUUGAAAAGUAAAGUUUAUUUUUAAAAAAAUAUUCUCUUCUGUUUUAAAUGUUGAUAAAAAGCCCAUGUAGAGUGUCACUGGUAAGAAUAGGUUUUCAGCAGCUGGCCGUUCGAGAACACAGGGUAAUGGGCAAUAAGCUAAACGGUGUGUUGCAGCUAAUUGUACAGAAACAAUUUUAUUGAUCUCAAAAAUUUUUUUCUAUUCCAAGUGUGUGCAGCCUUAUGGUGGCCACAGAAAAAAGGAAAGCUACAUUAGAUUCAGUUUAUCUUGGUUCUUGUGUGAAUUUUUGUGAAAACCAAAUGUACAGAGGUUUGUGUGUAUAUACAGUGCUCCUCCUUUAUAUCUAGAAGCUGUUGGUGCAUAGCUGUACAGUAAUCUAGUGUGUGACAUGAUUCUGGUCAUACUGUCUUACUUGGCUCUAUCAAGGUGAAUGAUGUGCAUGUGUUUCAGUGUUUGACAUUUAGCAACUCUGAAGAGUGAAUGCAAAAAUGUUACUCGACCAAAAAGCAGUAAAAGAGAAAGACAUGCAUUGGAACUGACAGGAACAUUCAUUAUUCUGUAGUUGCUACCUGUUGUCAGAUGUAACAUAUAGCCAUGAUUAUAUCCAAAAAAUAAAUGUGGAGUACUGUCUUCGA